Messenger RNA from Paramacrobiotus metropolitanus, 2068 nucleotides. Its product is annotated as sialin-like. The record is from RefSeq and is a predicted model, not a curated record. Lineage: Eukaryota; Metazoa; Tardigrada; Eutardigrada; Parachela; Macrobiotidae. Bases 291 to 1832 code for a protein of 513 amino acids. Gene Ontology annotation, biological process: transmembrane transport; monoatomic anion transport. The transcript has 3 exons. Gene Ontology annotation, molecular function: transmembrane transporter activity. Gene Ontology annotation, cellular component: membrane.
CUUUUUCCCAUUCCAAGCGCACGUUUUCGGAAAAGAAAUACCAGGCUUAUCACCGGUGCAAUAACUCGUACCGACACUGUAAUAACUGAUUCGCACUUCGGCAGGUAAUUUGUUGUGCACGGCAUUGAAAUUGUCUUGCGUAGUAAGCAACUUCGCACUAAAACAAUUCGUGAAGGAAAAAAAUAUGAUAAACUUCAAAAACAAACCCGCUGUUUAGUUGACCCUAGACAGUCAAAGCUCUUAAUUUGCUUAAUUCUUCGUUGAUUUUCUCUCCAAUCGGCUGUCCCGUAAUGGAUACACCAAAACCCCCCAAAGAAUAUCACAGUGGUCGCAUCGGAUACCGUCAUGUUUUAAUGGUAUUAUUAUUUUUUGGCGCUAUUUUUAAGCAGGCAACGAGAGUGGGAUUAAGCGUAGCUAUGGUGGCGAUGGUCAAACCUCUGGGAAGCAUACAAAAUUACAAUCAAACAACUGGAGAUAAUCAAACUAUUUUGGCAUGUCCGGAAAAUUUAUCGCCAAUCCAAAACAGCAGUUUGUUUUCCAAUAAUAUUACCUUGGUGAAUUCGGGAUACUUCGAGUGGGAUUCAAAAACGCAAGGGUUGCUGCAUGGAGCCUUCUACUACGGCUAUCUAUUUUCCCAAAUACCUGGUGGAUGGCUUUCGCAUCGGUUCGGCAGCACGCGACCAAUAACAGCGUGCUCACUCUUAAUUGGGAUCGUCACCGUCUUAUCGCCGUUUGCUGCUUACGGAAGCAUGUGGUUAUUCUUUAUUGCCCGGGUCAUUAUCGGAAUCACAACAGGCGUUAUUUUUCCUUCCAUCGUGCAUUUGUGGAGCGAAUGGAGUCCGCCAGCAGAGCGAGGUCGACUGUUAUCGGGAGCCGGCAGUGGCGCUCAACUGGGCACAGUUCUGGGGAUGUUUCUAAGCGGUCUGUUAGCCUCUACAUUCGGCUGGGAGUCCAUCUUUUUUUGCUUUGGAGCACUUCAACUUUUAUGGGUAAUUCCCUGGGUGAUACUGGCCAGAGAUUCUCCGGCAGCGCACUUUAAAAUUUCCGACGAAGAACGCCACUACAUUGUCUCGUCAAUAGGGAAAUCUCGAAGCGGGGAGAAAGGUCAUCGCCAUCCAAUUCCUUGGUUGGCCAUUUUUAAAACAGUGCCGUUCUACGCGAUUUUGGUGGUGGAAUUCGGGCACAACUGGGGCUUCUACACUAUGCUGACGAAUUUGCCUACUUAUCUCAGCAAUAUUCAACAUUAUUCCCUGAAAAAGAACGGGUUUCUUUCGGCAUUGCCCUAUUUGGUCCGAUGGGCCGCCAUUGUAAUGGUCGUGUACGCAGCUGACUGGUUGCGCUCCAAACACUUUAUGAGCGUCAGCGCUUUGCGAAAGACUUUUACCACAGUGUCGUUUAUCAUCACGGCCGGGGCGUUGAUUGGUUUGGGUUAUGCCGGUUGCAACAGUGCAUUAGCCGUUUCGUUGCUGGUUCUCACAGUGGGCAUCUGGAGCUUAAAUUCGGCAGGAUAUUUUCUGGGUUAUGUGGAAAUGUCACCGGAGUUUUCGGGUGUUUUAGUCAGUAUGGGGAACACCUUUGGCACGACCACCGGGAUCAUUGCUCCCUACGUGGCGGGAGUGUUGACCAACGGGCCAGGAGGACAGACGAUUGAAAACUGGAGAAUUGUGUUUCUAAUUUCGGCCGCCUUGUAUUUACUGGCUGCCAUUACGUAUGCGUUGUUUGGCUCAGCUGAGCAGCAGCCAUGGGAUCCCACGGGAAAGAAUGAAAAAGUAACCGUAAAGAUACCUGAUGAGAGUGAUGAAGAAGUUAUGUUUCUUAAACCAACCAAAUAAUCUGGGUAUCAUAUUCGCAAAAAUGUCAUGGCGUUCUAUGAAGUAUUUAUUCAUUUGCUGUACAGUUCGUGGUUAUGUUUUACGUGUGCCUAGGUUUGAUACAAUAGUAUACGUAGAUGAUUUGAUCUGUUUGAGUUUACCGUAUACAGGACUCUGAUACAAGCAGCUAGGGUAGAUGUACUUCUAGUACUCUGCAACACUUUAUUUUGCUUCUUUCUUAUAGAAAUAAUACCACC